AUGCAACAUGACAACACAUUGCAAGUGAAGACAUAUGUAGGUGAGCACACAUGUACACAGCUAUGGGAGAACCCUACUGUGAAGUCAACAUGGAUAAGCAAGAAAUAUGGAGAGAGUUUGAAGUCCAAUCCCCAGUGGCUAGUCAGGCCAUUCAAGCAAGCUGUUGAGAAGGAUUAUAAUACAGGGGUGUCAAGACAACAAGUGUAUAGGGCAAAAGAGAAGGCACUAAAGCUGAUUGAGGGCAGUUUCAAUGAACAAUAUUCAAGAAUUUGGGAUUACUGUGAGGAAUUAAGGAAGAGUAACCCAAGAACUACAGCAAUGGUUAAGUGUGAUUUCCAACAACAGUUGGGGCAACCAAAGUUUCAAAGGUUGUAUGUUUGUUUAAGAGCUGCUAAGGAAGGGUUCAAAGCUGGGUGCAGGCCUAUUAUAGGUUUAGAUGAGUGCUUUUUGAAGAGUGUUUAUGCAGGGCAACUGUUAACUGCUAUGGGUAUAAAUGCCAAUAAUGAAACCUGGGUAAUUGCUUUUGCAGUUGUGGAAUCAGAGUGCAAGGAAUCUUGGAUUUGGUUUCUGGAGCUAUUGGUUAAGGACUGUCAGAUUGUGAAUCAAUUUGGCUUCACCAUUAUAUCCGACAAACAAAAAGGUUUACUACCUGCUUUUGAGCAAGUGGUCCCUAUGUGUGACAACCGGUUCUGUGCAAGACACCUGUUUUCCAACUAUAGGCUACUUUUCAAAGCAAAAGCCUCAGAGACAAGUUUUGGGAAGCAUCAUAUGCAACCACUGUCCCCCACUUUACAAGGGCCAUGGAAGACCUAA
This is a messenger RNA of Prunus armeniaca (apricot), 813 nucleotides long. Lineage: Eukaryota; Viridiplantae; Streptophyta; Magnoliopsida; Rosales; Rosaceae. The record is from the annotation of a GenBank genome assembly.